Molecule: messenger RNA, 1569 nt
Organism: Beta vulgaris subsp. vulgaris (sugar beet)
Lineage: Eukaryota; Viridiplantae; Streptophyta; Magnoliopsida; Caryophyllales; Amaranthaceae
Exons: 3
Coding region: 1-1569 (522 amino acids)
Source: RefSeq, a predicted model, not a curated record
AUGGCGACGUUAAAGGAGAGCUACGUCGCGUCAUGCAUGGAGAUCCAGAGCUUGAAAUCCGCCAAGAAGCCGUCCAAGGGGCCCAAGCCUCGCAAUGUCCGUGGCGUCUCCAGGAUGCAAAAUCUGGACGGCGAAGGGUUCGAGACCCCGGGAAAUCGUGCUGAUCUCGGAGAUGCUGAUGAUUCAGAAAAGGAAGACGCCGAUGACGACGAGAAUGACGGUGCUGACCCUUCAAAAGAGUUCGCCCAAGGCCGUCUUGAUGAUCCUAUCCAGCAGCGUCUCCAGCAAUUAGAAGACAUGAUCGCCCGUAUCCCUGGUGUCCCCAGGCCUAUGGAAAAAGCUACUCCUAACAGUUAUGCUGAUUCUCCUUUUGCAGAUCCCAUAGCAUUGAUCGAGGUGCCCAAGAGGUUCUCCGUCCCGUCCAUGAAACUGUACGACGGCACCACAGAUCCCAACGACCAUGUCGCUCAGUACAAGCAAAGAAUGAUUACCAUCUCAAUCCCGAAGAAUAUGCGGGAAGCAUGCAUGUGCAAGGGAUUUGGCUCUACGCUGACUGGGCCAGCCUUGCAGUGGUUCAUUAAUCUUAAUAACGGGACCAUCUCUUCUUUUCUCAAUUGGUUUAACAGGGAAAAAGUGUCUAUCCCAAAUUGCGAUGCUAGGACGGCCAUCGAGGCAUUCAGACGCGGUCUGGAUGAGGAAUCAGACCUCUACAAGGAGCUGACCAAAUAUCCAUGUCCGACGUUCGAGGAUGCUCAAGCCAAAGCAUUGGCCCAGAUCAGGCUGGAAGAAGACAUGCAGUCCAGAAAGGCUUAUGCCUAUGCUGACAGCCGGAAAGCAACGUCCAACAAGCAAGCCUCUUGGCGUCAAAAGCCUUAUGAGCGCCCGCAGCAGGUCCAUAGCGUCCGUCAUGAUGGGCCAGUCAAUGAUUGGAAGAAUGAUCCCGGUUCUGCUGUUAAAUGGCCUUUCAGGAAUGAGAAGUCGACGGCUCAUCGCGACAAAUCCAAAUGGUGCGAAUUCCAUGGAGACCAUGGGCAUCACACUGACGAAUGCGUCGCUCUAAGGCGAGAAGUAUCCCACCUGCUGAAGCAAGGAUACCUAAAAGACUUGCUGACGGAGAAAGGUAAGCAGACGGUGUCGAAAGAUGACGACCGACGUCAACCGCCGUCAUCCCCACCGCACGUCAAGGUAAUCAAUGUCAUUAGUGGUGGUUCAGAUAUCUGUGGACUAACAUAUUCUGCAGCUAAGCGGCAUGCGCGAGACGGUCUGAAUCAAGACGCCGUCCCUAAAGAACUUCGUCACCCUCGUGACAUCGAGCUGGAAGCCAUGCCAAUCACCUUCGAUGACGCCGAUCUCGGUGACGAUAGGGACAUACACCAUGACGGCCUGGUAAUAUCUCUAACUGUCAGUAAUUGCUUACUAAAACGUGUGUUAGUGGACAAUGGCAGUUCAGCAAACAUCCUGAUGAGAGGCGCUUUAGAGGACAUGGGGAUCGAUGAACGUGACGUUAUCCGCAAAUCUACGUCCUUGUCGGAUUCAGCGGAGAAUCCAAGCACACCAUGGGAGAAGUGA